AUUGUCAUUGUCCAGGCAAUCUGUCAAAAAGAAAGUUAAAAGGGGUUAACACAAGCUUCGCUUUGCAGUUUGAGUUCAGUAUGCCCUGCUUCCAGGGUAGCACAACACCCCCAGAUCCAGGAACUUCAUCUGUGCUGCUUCCCCCCUGCCCAGGAUGGGGAGAUUGAGCCCAGCUGCCCCCGUGCUCCAGUUCACCUGGGCCCACUGGGCCUCCUGGAGCAGCCUGGAACCUCAUGGGGCCUGGAGCAUCCCGAAGCAUCCCAGAGAUGCUCUACAGAGCCUGGAGCACCCCCGACGCCAGAGCAGCCUGGGGUCUGAAGAUCCUCGAUACCGGGGCACCCUGAUAGCGCCACCCAGAGCCCGGAGCAUCCCUCCGAGGCCUGGAGCAUCCCCGAUGCCAGAGCAUUCCAGUGGAGCCCCCCAGAGCCCGAAGCAUCCCGGCGCCUGGAGCAUCCUUUCUCGACGCCCGCGGGAGGGCGCGCCGAGCACCGAGCGGCCUCUCCCGGGACGGGGGAGGCGAAGGGGCCGGGCCGAGGAGACGCGAGGCUGCGGCGUCGCACGGGGCCGCGGCGGCGGCGGGGCCAUGGCGCUGGUGGAGGCGGCGGAGGCGGCGGAGGCGACGGUGCCAUGCCGGGUGCAGUACUUGGAGGACGGGGAUCCCUUCGCCUUCGGCAGCUUCCCGGAGCCCCGACGAGCCCCGGUUUACGCCGUGGAGGAGGCGCUGGCCCUGGGAGCGCAGCUGCCCGCGCUGCACCGCCUGGUCGGGGCCCCGCUGCCGCUGGAGGACUGCACGCUGCAGGUCUCACCCUCUGGACACUACCUGGACCUUGACCUGUCCCUGCUGGAACAGAAGGAUGAUCUGGAGGGUUUCUAUGAGGAGGUCAGGAAAGGGAGACGGCCAACCCUGAUCCUGCGCACGCAGCUCUCUGUCCGAGUCCACGCCAUCAUCGAGAAGCUGUACAACUCGCAGGGGCCGGAGCUGCGGAGGUCUCUCUUCUCCCUGAAGCAGCUUUUCCAGGAGGACAAGGACCUGGUGCCAGAGUUCGUGAACCUGGAGGGGUUGACAUGCCUGAUCAAAGUGGGGGCAGAGGCUGACCAGAACUACCAGAAUUACAUCCUCCGGGCCUUGAGCCAGAUCAUGCUCUUCGUGGACGGGAUGCAGGGUGUCAUCAACCACAACGAGACUGUCCAGUGGCUGUACACGCUGUCAGGAAGCUCAUUUCGCCUGGUGGUGAAGACGGCACUGAAGCUGCUCCUGGUGUUUGUGGAGUACACAGAGCCCAAUGCCUUGCUGCUCAUCCGCGCCGUCAAUGCCGUGGACCAGGCCAGAGGUGCCUGUCCGUGGUCCAACCUCAUGGCCAUCCUGGAGCAGCGCAACGGGGCUGACACGGAGCUGCUGGUGUUCACCAUGACACUGAUCAACAAGACGCUGGCAGCCCUCCCAGACCAGGACACCUUCUACGACGUGACGGACUGCCUGGAGCAGCAGGGCAUGGAGCAGGUGGUGCAGCAGUACCUGGGCAGCAAGGGCACUGACCUCGACUUGAAGCAGCAGUUCACACUCUAUGAGAGUGCUCUCAAGCUGGAGGAUGAUGUGGAAGAGCCACCCCCGGGGGGUCGCAAAGAGCGGAGGAGGACAGACGAGGGCCGGCGUGGGUGGCGAUCCCAGGGUGGCUCCCAGGAUCCCAGUGCCGAUGCCCAGCUGGGGUCACCUGGCACUCCAAAAGAGCCCCCAUCUGAGGACACCCUUCCUGUCCCUGCACCGAGCAGCCCAGCAGAACCCUGUCCCACCAGUAUCUACAACAGCACUUCCAGUGUGCGGCUGGCCCUGGCCUCCCCCCCGGCCGAGAAGGAGCAGCCCCCGUGCCCAGGAGAGCGCAGCGUCUACAAAGCUCGCUUUUUGGAGAACCUGGCUGCAGCACAGAAGGAGAAGAUCUCUUCCAUGGCCAAGGGACGGCUCGAUGUCCUCAGUGACACUACACUGGAGCAUCCUACUGCUCUUGCAUGGGAAAGAGCCCAUGGCACCUCUGAUUCGGGGAUGGAGCCACCCAGCACAGGAUCUCGUUUGGGUCGAUCUGACACCACUGACUCCCGCAGCACCAUAUCCUCUGACACCAAGUUUAUGCUGGACAUGCUCUAUGCCAAGGGCUCCUCAGAGUCAGGGAGGGAGAAGGUAUCCCAUGAAAUGCCUUUAUCCCCCCGGAUCCAGGGUGAGGCAGAGAUGGACACCAAGGAAAGUAGCAGCCAGGAACAGGAGAGUGCCCGGCUCCGUGGCAGGGCUCCCGACGGGCCAGUAGCCAGUGCCCAUGCCAAGCUGGUACGUGCCAUGUCCAGCAUAGAUGAUGAAACCCACACGCAGAAGCUGGAGAACACUGGGAUGAUGCCCAUCAAAAAGGACACGGAGCUGACAUGGGAGCGCCUGGAGACCAUCCCUGUGCAGCUGAAGAUCAAGGACCUGGACUUCACUGAUCUGGGCGAAGAAGAGGAUUUUGACAUCCUGGACACGGGGCCAAUGACCAACGGGUCUUUCCUCCAUCCUGGCAUUGAAGCAAUGAGUGCUGGAACAUUCAUGGCUCCCCCUCCACCUCCUGCCCUCCCUGGUUGCCCACCACCACCACCUCCACCUCCCGCCUUCCCUGGUUGCCCACCACCACCUCCUCCACCUCCUGCCCUCCCUGGUUGCCCACUACCACCACCACCUCCUCCACCUCCUGCCCUCCCUGGUUGCCCACCCCCACCAGGGCUGCCAGGUCCCUCAACAACAGAUGGCCCCUCCCAAGCCAAGAAGAAGAGGACAGUGAAGCUCUUCUGGAAGGAGCUGAAGCAGCUGGAUGGCACUGUGGGGCCUGGCAAAUUUGGCCAGGGGACACUCUGGGCAUCCCUGCAGAAUGUCGAGGUCAAUGCUGCCAAACUGGAGCAUCUCUUUGAGUCACGGUCAAAGGAAGCACCAACCUCAAAGAAAGCCAUGGAUGGAAAGAAGGUGGUGGUGGUGUUGGAUCCCAAGAGGAGCAAUGCCAUCAACAUUGGGCUCACUGUCCUGCCACCCGUCCAUAUAAUCAAGACAGCUGUGCUCAACUUUGAUGAGUUUGCAGUCAGUAAGGAAGGGAUUGAGAAAAUCCUAACCAUGGUCCCAACUGAGGAGGAAAAACAGAAGAUCCAGGAGGCCCAGUUGGCCAAUCCUGAUGUGCCUUUGGGCUCUGCAGAGCAGUUCCUGCUCUCCCUGUCUUCCAUCAGUGACCUCACUGCCAGGCUCCAGCUCUGGGCCUUCAAGCUGGACUAUGAGAGCCUGGAGCAGGAGAUCGCAGAGCCACUCUUUGAUCUGAAGGUCGGCAUGGAGCAGCUGGCCAGAAAUCACACAUUCAAGUGCAUAUUGGCCACACUGCUGGCCACGGGCAACUUCUUGAAUGGUUCCCAGAGCAGAGGCUUUGAGCUUGGCUACCUGGAGAAGGUCUCAGAAGUGAAGGACACAGUGCACCGGCAGUCCCUGCUCUACCACCUCUGCCAGAUGGUGGUAGAGAAGUUCCCAGAAACCACUGACCUCUACUCAGAAAUUGCCUCCAUCACCCGCUCCGCCAAGGUUGACUUUGAAGAGCUGGCCAACAGCCUGGUGCAGCUGGAGCGGAGGUGCAGGUCCUCCUGGCACAACCUGAAGGUGAUUGCCAAGCACGAGACCAAGCCAGUGCUGAAGACGAAGCUGACAGAAUUCCUCAAGGACAGCACCCAGCGCAUCAUCGUCCUGAAGGUGGUGCACAGGCGUGUCCUCAACAGGUUUCACUCCUUCCUGCUGUACCUGGGGUACCCAGCGAGCGCGGCGCGGGACGUGAAGGUGACGUCCAUCUGCAAACUGCUGCGGGAGUUCGCCCUGGAGUACCGCACCUGCCGGGAGCGCGUCCUGCAGCAGCAGAAGAAGCGUGCUGCCCACCGCGAGCGCAGCAAAACCCGGGGACGGCUCAUCACCGAGACUGAGAAAUUCUCCGGCAUUGCUGAGGCCAUCCUGCCGCCUGCCGUGGUGUCCAGCAGCCCCAAGGAGCAGAUGGAAGCGGGUCACGAGAGCAUGAAGAUUGUGCUGACCUCCCCUACAGAUGCCCCUGCCCGCCGCAGCCGGGCCAGCCAGGGAACAGGGCAUGGCACCCCAACCCAGGGCUCUCCAGCACAGGAGGACGUUCCCAGCUCCCCCGAUGAUGCUUCAGAUGAGAUCAUGGACCAGCUGGUGAAAUCGGUGACUCACAAUGCCAACCCCCGACCCUGCCCCAACAAGGAGCGCAGGAGGUCCCGUGGCAAUAGGAAGUCCUUGCGGCGGACGCUCAAGAGCGGGCUCAGUGAUGACCUGAUGCAGGCGCUGGGCCUGGGGCGGGCACCCGGCAUGGAGGUUUGAGGGGGCCGAGGGGGCUCUUGCUCCCCACUGCCAGCAGCACCAGGGCAGGACGUGAUGGCAGCCCCUGCAGCUCCAGGAUAGGCACGCUCCGCACCUCCACCUCACCUCACUCUUCCCUGCUGGCCUCCAGCUCCUGGAGGUGCAGGCAGUGGGAUGGGAGUCAGGCCCCAGAGCUGCUCCAUGGCGACCAGGAUGGACAAUGCUCAGCACUCAUGCUUGGAAGCUCAAGGUUCAUCUUCUCAACAGUAUUAGAGGGGUCAUGGGGCUGGAUCCAGACCCCCUCUGGGAACUGGGUCUCACUCACGGCUGCUGUGCCGUGAUCAAUAAAAUGAUCUGAUAUGCUG
This is a messenger RNA of Prinia subflava (tawny-flanked prinia), 4719 nucleotides long. It is a transcript of the gene FHOD1, whose product is annotated as formin homology 2 domain containing 1. Lineage: Eukaryota; Metazoa; Chordata; Aves; Passeriformes; Cisticolidae. Gene Ontology annotation, molecular function: actin filament binding. Gene Ontology annotation, cellular component: cytoplasm; cytoskeleton. The transcript has 22 exons. Bases 155 to 4375 code for a protein of 1406 amino acids. The record is from RefSeq and is a predicted model, not a curated record. Gene Ontology annotation, biological process: cortical actin cytoskeleton organization.